Scleropages formosus (Asian bonytongue) is the source of this 6247-nucleotide messenger RNA. RefSeq names its product BCAR1 scaffold protein, Cas family member (gene bcar1). NCBI's taxonomy places the organism in Eukaryota, Metazoa, Chordata, Actinopteri, Osteoglossiformes, Osteoglossidae. The transcript has 7 exons. Bases 559 to 3210 code for a protein of 883 amino acids. Gene Ontology annotation, biological process: cell migration; cell surface receptor protein tyrosine kinase signaling pathway. Gene Ontology annotation, cellular component: focal adhesion; plasma membrane; cytoplasm. The record is from RefSeq and is a predicted model, not a curated record. Gene Ontology annotation, molecular function: protein binding.
UUUAACGGCGAAUCUCGGUCGAUUCGACGAUUGCCUCCCUGCCGUUCGUUCACCAUCUCUCUGUCUGUCUCACACGCGCGCUGCUCGCGCGGUCACACUAGCACGCGGCGAAGAGGCAUUGAGAAACGUGGCCGUCGGACGCAGCGCGAACACGCCUUUCCGUCCCCACGCACACUCACACGUGGGGGCGACGAACGUGGCCGAGCACCCGCGGCAAGGCGCGAGAAGGAGGAGACGGCGGGCGCGCGGCGGCACGCGGUACGUUCUCCCAGCUGCGUGGCUCGUGGCGUGCACGGCGCGCGCUCUCUCUUACGGUCCCGCGGCGAGAGGCGCUGCGCUCAUCUCGGCCUGGAUACCGCGUUGGAAAAGCAAAACAAACAAACAAAAAGACUGAACAAGUACAACUGCAACAAAUAUGGAGUAGAGAGAAGCAUCGAGGAGUUGAGUGUUCGCGACGAGGAGAGCGUUUUGGACUGAAACUAAGCCUUAGGCUCCUGCUGCUGUUUCAUUAACGAAACGAAACGAAGCGAAGGGCGAAUUAUAUUAUCACGCGGCAAGAUGUCUGUCCCGAACGUGCUGGCCAAGGCAUUGUAUGACAAUGUGGCAGAGUCCCCGGAUGAGCUGUCCUUCCGGAAGGGAGACAUCAUGACAGUGCUGGAGCGCGACACCCAAGGGUUAGAUGGGUGGUGGCUCUGCUCAUUGCAUGGUCGCCAAGGCAUCGUCCCUGGCAACCGCCUCAAGAUUCUGGUAGGGAUGUAUGACAAGCAGCAACAGCAGGUCCCUCCCAUCCAGGGCCAGUUGACCGUACCUCCUCACAGCUCCUAUAGCAAGCCCCCACCUUCUUCGCAGUAUACUGCCAUGCACCCUGCUGCUAGCCCUGGCCCAGCCACACCCGACAAUGUCUACAUGCUACCGCCAAGUCACGGCCAUUAUCAGGGCCCCCCAGGGACUCCCAAGGGCCCCUCCAUGGUGCAGAUGCAGGGGAACCAGUUCCAGACCCCCGAGCAAGAUGUCUACCAAGUCCCACCUUCUGUAGGCAGUCAAGGCCAUGGGCAGGAUGUCUACCAAGUACCUCCUUCCAUGAACACAACGCAGGACAUCUACCAAACCCCCCCUUCCUUGGAGAAGAGGAGUUGGACUUCACCCAAACCUCCAGGAAAGGUGGUGGUGCCCACACGGGUGGGACAGGUGUAUGUUUAUGACACAGCAAAAGCAGAACAGGAUGAGUAUGACGUCCCCAGGCACCUGCCAUCGUCCCAAGACAUCUAUGAUGUUCCACCGACUCGGAACCAGUACAGCCAGCAGGUGUAUGAUACGCCCCCCAUGGCAGUGAAGGGCCCCCCACGGCAGGACAGUGGACAGGACAUUUAUGACACACCACCCAGCGUGGACAAGAGCCAGGCCCCAACAACAGUUUCCCAACAAACGGUGUAUGACUUCCCGCCGUCUGUCAGCAAGGAUGUCCCGGACGGCCCCAUCAGGGAGGACACAUAUGAUGUUCCUCCUCAUUUUGUGAAGGCACUGAGCCCGGACAGCAAGCAGCCGCAAACCCCGACUCUCUACUCUGGCACCGCCCCUGAAGAUGUGUACGAUGUCCCGCCCCCAGCCCUGACCAGCAAGCGCCCCUCGGACAGCUUUGCCUCCUUUGGCCAGGAGGUAUACGACAUCCCUGCCAGCCUGCGCCGUGGUGGCCAACCGGUGCGGCCACAGGAGGUGUACGAUUUCCCCCGUGAGCGUCCGGCAGCUGGCGAAGAGGGCGGGGACUAUGUGUACGAUGUCCCACCACAGGUGGUGCGCGAUGCCACUGAGGAGCUGAGCGUCAGCUUUAAGCGUCUCUCAGCCUCUAGCACCGGCAGCACACGCAGUAACCUGUCCACCUCCUCACUAGAUCUGGUCCCUGUCAAGGAGACCUCCGGCGGGCCUUCGUCCAGCACAGUGCGCCUGAAUCUGGAGCUGGAGCCAGCUAUGGAGAGGUUAGCACGCCUGCAGCAUGCUGUGGAGAGCUCUGUCUCCGCGCUCAUGUCUUUCGUCAGUGGCAAUUGGCGCGGAGCUCAGCAGAUGGAGGCGAGCCUCCCGGCUCUGCGGCAAGCUGUAGACAGAGUGAAGGCGGCCGUGCGCGACUUGCUGGAGUUUGCCCGCGGAGCUGUUGUCAACGCCGCCCAGGCACCUGACCGCACGCUACAGGCCAAACUGGGUCGGCAGGUGCAGAAGAUGGAGGAAGGUUACCAGGGCCUGUUGCAGCAUAGCCAGGCGCUGGACAGCACAGGCUGGUCCCUGAGUGCUCUCUUGUCUCCACCCCCGGGGGGCGACGACCUGGACCGCCUGGUUAUGUGUUCACGGGGUGUGCCCGAUGACACCAAACAGCUGGCCUCCUUUCUGCACGGCAAUGCCUCCCUGCUCUUUAAAAGGACCAAGCAGCCGCCGGUGCCCACCGACGCCCUCGGCAACAACAACAACAACUACCCAACAGGUCAGCCCGAGAGGACCAACAUCCAGUCCCGCCCCUUGCCGUCUCCGCCCAAAUUCACAUCAGAGGAGGAGUCCCCAGAAAGGCAAUACGACACCACAGAGGAAGGCUGGAUGGAGGACUAUGACUAUGUACAUUUACAGGGGAAGGAGGAGUUUGAGAAGAACCAGAAGCAACUGUUAGAAAAGGGGAACAUCAUCCGGCAGAAUAAAACCCAGCUGGGGCAGCAGCAGCUGAAACAGUUUGAGCGGCUGGAGCAGGAGGUGACCCGCCCAAUUAACAAUGACCUGUCAGGCUGGACCCCACCCUCACACUACCCAGCGUCACGGAGCACCCUGAGUCCUGGCGACCGGCAGCUGCUACUCUUCUACCUGGAGCAGUGCGAGUCCAACAUUACAACGCUGACCAACGCUGUGGAUGCCUUCUACUCAUCCAUCAGCACCAACCAGCCACCAAAGAUCUUUGUGGCGCACAGCAAGUUUGUUAUCCUCAGCGCACACAAGCUGGUCUUUAUCGGGGACACUCUCUCGCGACAGGCGAAGUCAGCCGAGGUGCGUGCCUGCGUGGCCCAGCACAGCAAUGCGCUCUGCGACAAGCUGAAGGACAUUGUGGUGAGCACCAAAACAGCAGCGCUGCAAUAUCCUUCAGCCGCUGCCACGCGGGACGUGACGGAGAGGGUGCGCGAGCUGGCUAACCGCACGCAGCACUUUCGCAUGGUGCUGAGCCAACUGGCUGCCAUGUGAGGAAGGACCCAACACUUCACCUAUCUGAGCUUUUUAUCUUCUAAGAGACAUGUUUAUCAGACUGGGCAGGACCAUCAGUUGUACAUGAAUCUUUGUAAAUAUUUAAGUCAACUUGUGAAAAACGGGAACAGAGAAUGAACUGUAUGCUUCUGCAAAUCAGAGGAGCAAAGAUAAGUAGUUUUUAGGCUGUAUCGAUUAUUAUCCUUAUUGCUAUACUGUAACUAUAAUUAUAUGAAUUUUAAUUGUUGUUAUUAUUAUUAAGGUUUGAACUUAAGGGUGUUUCACUUCCAGACUCUUGUAUGUAGAAAUCUUUAAAAUGUUUCCUCCCGAGAUGAAUUAUAGAAGAAGAAGUGGGAAGAAAAGUGAACUAAACCUUCUUGUAAAUGGAAGGAGCAGAAGGCAAGAGCUGCGUGUUUGGGGAAGGGGCCCUGGUGGGGGUUCCAGCAGCAGCACCCUGACUGACACACCAUUAAUAUCAUGUUCAGGUCUGCCAUUACCAUGGGACAGGUUUAAUUUGCGGCCCUCUGUACGCUAAUUAAAACAGCCCAAUUACUUAGAUUGAGUGGAUUUUAAUAGCAUCUCCGUUCAGCUUUGGAGAUUUGGGAGGGAUAAACGAGACACGCGAAUCCAAUAAGUGACAGAGAUGAAUAAGACAGUGGGCCUCUUUAAAAGCUGGUGACUGCAUUCCUUCAUAGUACAAACUGUGCAAAGAGAAGGAGCAGAGUCAGCAUUUCUGACACUUGCUCAUUUUUCAGAAGCGCAGUGCUCUGUCAGCCUGCUCCCUUACCCAGAACCUCCUCCAUCUUCGCCCAAGAGACCUGUUCCUUCCACAUGCUCAACGGGAACUUGAUUGUAUUGCUGAUGUCCUGCAUGUUUUCGACACGGUCCAAGACACUGCCGUUCUACUUGCUCUACAAAUGUUGUAGGACGCUGCCAUGUUCCUCAACCUCAAAUUCCCCCACGUUCUUGUAUCCAGAGCUCCAUGUGAGCAGGUGGGAACUGUGUGGAAGACGUCUUCUCGGUCCCCAUGUGCAACUGGAGGUUCUCCUAAGGCCCGGGUGACAGUUUUCUACCCUGUCUUCAUGUAAACUGUGUGGUUGCGAUACUUGCAGCAAGCCACUGAGCAUGGUGCAGCGAGUCAUGCCCAUAUAUGCUGUUCCGUUUUACACACACAAAUUUCAACAUGCGCGCAGUCCAUAUACAGACACAUGGAUGCAGCUUCCCCCCGACAGACAGACAGACACAGACAGACAGACACAGACGGACAGACACAGACAGACAGACAGACACACACACACUGCUCCAACGCAGCUAACGCACAGUCUCUUCAUGGUCUUCCUGUCAUGUUGCAGUGAGAGUGAAGCUCUUGCAGCGUUACAGAAAGGGUGGGUCGAUGGUAGUGUGGCUGGACAGUUGGUACCACAUCUGAUGUUUUCUUACCCCUCUACUGAGGCAAAUGACUUAGAUUGGUCAUUGGUAUCAUAUUUUUUAUAGACCCUAUUGUUAUUCUACACAUUAGUAUGUGUCAGAAACUCUUUAGAGAGGAAUGCAACAUGUUGUUGUGCAUCAAUUGGAAACAAGUGAAAAAGCAUACAAAAAGAAGCAUAUGAGCUUACUGGUAUGUGGUGUACUGGUAUUCUGUUAUCAAAUCUGUGUUGUAAGAUUUGAAAAUGUUUAAAAAAAUAUAUGUUAAGGACAUACUGUGUACUAAGUAACUGGAAAAUAUAUGUUUAAUAUAUUUUCAUUAAAAAUAUAAAUCCUGGAGACUGUGCUCUGUCUGGGGACGUGGGGAUGAGCCUCCUCUAAACCACACUUGCACGUAGCAGGGAAGCUGCCGGUUCGAAGGGUGGGGUGGGAAAUAUUCAAAAAGGUCUUUGUGAGAAUUUCAAUGGCGCCUUGCAACAUUCUUUCAACAUUCGGUGCAGCUCAACAGGUUCCUCGGUAUCAGUGUGGACACCCAGGAAAAGACACAGUGACAGCGGGGGGGAAAUCAGUGGAUGUCAGCAAUCACUGUCCCAAAAUUUGGUCCGAAAAUUGCCGUACAGAUAAAAUGUGGUGCAUUAAUUUCCUUUUCUACUGAAGUACAGUUCAACAGCAAUGGACAUUGCUGACUGGUUUGUGUAAAUGCAGUACAGUUAAAUUCAGUUCAAGAGAGCUAGCAGUUUACCAAAAGUGCAGUCAUGGUAGGAAUGUUGCUGCCCAUGUGUGAUGUUUUUUUAAAAAAAAAAAAAAAAAAGAAAAAAAGAAUGAGCUACACUGUGCGGUUGGUGGAACUCUUGACCUUUCAACGCAGGGGUCUUGAAUAGCAACCCUUGGCCCUUCGGUUCCUUCUGCUGCGUAACUUUGCGUUGCUGGUGGUUUAAGGUGGCAGUGUGCUGGCGUGGUGGUGAGCCGGGGCUUGAAGGUGCGCUCGUUCACAGGCACAAAAGCGACUGGGAAAGGGGCUGAGAGACGGUGCCCACAGUGUACCCAGCCCCACCCUGACCUACUUUCAGAAGAAACAGCCAGGAGCAGGGUAUGUUCAUGACCUUUCUCUGUCCUGCUCCCCAGCAGCUGUUUGGGCACUGAUCCCUCCGCAGAGCGGAUGAAACAUCUUUUAGCAUCACGUGCAAUUGAUUUUGGCAUUUUCACUAGGAUUCCUUUGUGUAGGGUAUGCCCAUGAUGUUUUACUGGUUGUUCUUGUCUUGUCCUUGUCAUUGAUAGUCCAGUGACUUAACAGCAAUAUGGUAUAUUCAGUGUAAGUACAUUACAAGACAGAUCUGUCCAGAUAUGAAGUGCACAAAAACAUAGCACAUAUCAGAGGGGAAAUCAGCACGUUUCUAUUAAGAAGUGUAUAUAAAUACAGUGGCUCAUCUUGAGUCAUGUUUCAGUUUGACUGUGUUUACAAUGUUUUCGGAAUUGUAACAUUUUGAAAAGAAACAUUGUAAACCACUUUUUCAGUGGUUUUAUUAAAUUAUGUAUUUCAAUACUGAAACUUCACAAUUUCAUUUCUCAGUAAUUGAAUGGCUUUGAUGGCAAUUAGCAAUUUAAUUACUUU